AUGUUUGAAUGUUUGUUCAUUUAUAGGAUACCACCGGCUGUUAGCAAAAGAAUCUUUUUAGGAAUAAAAUUUUCACCACUAAUAUGGCCACCGAAUCAAUUGAUUGGUUCUUCGGUUGGAAGCGAUGUAAUACUUGUCUGCAAUUUAGAGUCACAUCCGAAAGCAAUGACUUCUUGGGUCAGAGACAACGAUCGCGCGAUUAUUCACUCAAACGCCAAAUACUCGACUACUUUUGAAUCGAGUGAUAGUGAAUACAGAAGUGAAAUGAAGCUAAAAAUAAUAGACUUAAACCCAUCUGACUUUGGGACGUAUACAUGUCUGGCUAAGAAUAUAUUGGGUGAAGUGGAGGCUAGUAUUAAACUAUUUGAAACACCAAAGUCUUCAAUAGAUCCAAAGCAACAGACUUUGUUUGCAAAGGAAUCCAAGUCUCGGAACAAAAAUAAUGUGCAAACUAUGAGUUCAAUGGGUUUUGAUGACAGAGGAGAUGGAGAAACUAAUCAAAACCGAGCCAUAGUUUUGACGGAAGUAUUGAAUUAUGAGAUGACAUCCGAACACAUAACCCUUCAAACCGAAGACAGAGUUACUCUUAAUUCACACAAUCAUCGCACCGACAGCUCUACUAACUCUUCGGUCUCUUUAUUAUCU
Oppiella nova is the source of this 645-nucleotide messenger RNA. The record is from the annotation of a GenBank genome assembly. Lineage: Eukaryota; Metazoa; Arthropoda; Arachnida; Sarcoptiformes; Oppiidae.